This is a messenger RNA of Xiphias gladius (swordfish), 3110 nucleotides long. It is a transcript of the gene abcb6b, whose product is annotated as ATP-binding cassette, sub-family B (MDR/TAP), member 6b. NCBI's taxonomy places the organism in Eukaryota, Metazoa, Chordata, Actinopteri, Istiophoriformes, Xiphiidae. The record is from RefSeq and is a predicted model, not a curated record. Gene Ontology annotation, molecular function: heme binding; ABC-type heme transporter activity; ATP hydrolysis activity. The transcript is spliced from 19 exons. Gene Ontology annotation, cellular component: membrane. Bases 141 to 2066 code for a protein of 641 amino acids. Gene Ontology annotation, biological process: transmembrane transport; heme transport.
CUCUCAGGCACUAAUACGGCGUCAGUUAAUGAAAUAUUUGCCUGACGUCCUGUAUCCAGGAUCUGUGUGUGGCUUGUACAGUAGCUGUUCUGCUGCUGAGGAAAUGGGUUCUACGCUACAAUAAACUGGAGGGGAAUCAGAUGGAAGACUUCGGUGUAAAGAGUGGACGAGGAGGACAAAGAGAAGUUGUAGAUGUCAAGAUCCAGCACUCCUCCUCUCCCUCCCCCUCUUCUUUGCCGUCGGCCUGGCAAGGCUUUGGGAAGAAGGUGAGGUUGCUGCUGCCGUACGUCUGGCCCAAAGGCACUACAGUGCUGCAGGGACUGGUGCUGCUGUGCGUGGGCCUCCUGACGGCAGAGCGGCUGGUCAAUGUGCUGGUGCCCGUCUACUCCAAGAACAUCGUGAAUGAGCUCUCUGCAGGAGGCAGCUGGACAUCACUGAUUGCCACUGUCUGCAUCUACACACUGCUGAAGUUCCUACAAGGAGGAGGGGCAGGUACCUCUGGUUUCAUCAGCAACCUCCGUCAGUUUCUGUGGAUCAGAGUUCAGCAGUUCACCAGCAGAUGCGUUCAGGUGCGCCUGUUUUCCCACCUGCAUGGCUUGUCUCUGCGCUGGCACCUGGAGAGGCGCACCGGGGACGUGCUGAGGAGUGUCGACCGGGGCACCUCCUCCAUCAACAACCUGCUGAGCUACAUCCUGUUCAGUAUCCUCCCUACCAUCUGUGACAUCGUCAUUGCCAUCAUCUACUUCGUCUCCUACUUCAGUGUCUGGUUUGGACUCAUAGUUUUCACCUGCAUGGUGCUCUACCUCACCAGCACCAUCCUGAUCACAGAGUGGAGGACGAAAUACAGGAGGGAGAUGAACAAUCAAGACAACAACGCCAAGUCCAGAGCUGUCGACUCGCUGCUCAACUUUGAGACGGUAAAAUAUUACAACGCUGAGGAUUAUGAGGUCCGCUGCUUUGAGGAGGCCAUUCUGAAAUAUCAACAGUGUGAGUGGAAGAGCUCAGCAUCGCUCGCGCUGCUGAAUCAAACCCAGAGCAUCAUCAUAGGAUCAGGGCUGCUGGCGGGAUCUCUGCUCUGCGCCUACCUGGUCUCUGUGGGACAAUUCCAGGUUGGAGAUUAUGUUCUGUUUGGAACCUACAUCAUCCAGCUGUACACGCCUCUGAACUGGUUUGGUACCUACUACAGGCUGAUUCAGAGUGCAUUUGUCGACAUGGAGAACAUGCUGGCACUGUUGACGGAGCAGAAGGAGGUUCAGGAUGCUGAGGACGCACAGGACUUGCAGCUCGCGGCAGGUCAGGUGGAGUUUGACAGAGUCUCCUUCAGCUACGUGCCUGGCACUGAGGUUCUCAGAGAUGUGACCUUCACAGUGGAGGGGGGACAGACGGUUGCCCUGAUUGGUCCCUCUGGAUCAGGGAAAAGCUCCAUCCUGCGUCUCUUGUUCAGAUUCUACGACCCUCAGAGUGGCUGCAUCCGCAUAGACGGCCAGGACAUCUCCAAGGUGCAACAGUCAUCUCUAAGGUCGUACAUCGGCGUGGUUCCCCAGGACACAGUUCUUUUCAACGACACCAUCGGCAACAACAUCCGCUAUGGCCGAGUUACAGCUACCAGCCAGGAGGUGGAGAGAGCUGCCAUGGCUGCUGACAUACACACCAGGAUACUGGAGCUACCUCAGGGUUAUGACACAGAGGUGGGGGAGCGAGGGCUGAAGCUCAGCGGUGGGGAGAAGCAGAGAGUGGCGAUUGCUCGAACCAUCCUGAAAGAGCCUCAGAUCAUUCUGCUGGACGAGGCCACUUCUGCACUGGACACCCAAACUGAGAGGAACAUCCAGGCUUCACUGGCCAAGGUCUGCACCAACAGGACGACUAUAGUGGUCGCACACAGGUUAUCCACCAUCAUCGGCGCAGACCAGAUCCUGGUGGUUCACAAUGGACAGAUCGCAGAGAGAGGAAGACAUGAGGAGCUGCUGGUCCAGGGAGGUCUGUAUGCAGCCAUGUGGAUGAAACAGCAGAAAACUCUCAACACACCACCAGAAACGCAGAUCAACAAUCAGACUCAAGCACCGUGACGUAGAACUGAGUAUGAACAUUUUUUGAUGCAGUACUCACCUCAUACUUUUUUAUUUAUUGUAUUCUCAUGUAUCUGCAUCCCUGGCUAAAGUAAAGUCUGCAGCUGGUUAGGAAAUGACAUUGACACUGUUAUUCUCAUUCAUACCUAUUAAGUUUCACCGAGGCUGAAGAGGCAGUAGGAAAGGCUACAGUAGGAACAGUUAUGUAUUUAGUUUUUCAGCAAUCUCUAAUUUUCGUUGCUUAACCUUAAUUAGCUAACAAACACAGAGUUAAGUAACACUGGAAUUUUGCAGGAAUGUUAAAUCGUCAGAUAGGAUGAAGAACAACGACUUCCAGCUUCAUUGAUAUGAAGCACCUGAAACCAUCCUAGGCCUCAAGUCUCAUAUCAAUCCAGUCCAUCCGUUAUAAAGUUUUUCCAAUAUAGGUAAAAACCAUGGCCUGUGGGUGGUGCAAGUUUUAAAAUGCAGCAGCUGUUACUUUCACUGGCUCUACGUGGGGGCAUGAAUAUGCCUGGAUCUGCAGGUUUAAGCUGCUGCUGCUGUUAUUUUCCUUUUCUUAUAGGUUUCUACAUUUCAUCGAGUUUUGACAUGUGUAGAACUGGUGUGGUGAACCAAUUAGCUCGUCUUAUGGAAAAUCUCCAGCCUGCAAAACAUGAGCGCAAGUGAGUUACAAGCCAAUUUCAAGCAGCAUUACAUUUGGCUAAUGCCAAACUUUUGCGCAUGAAUGUAGCUACAGCCGUGGAAAGACAACUAAAGCUGAAGCUGCAGAAAACGGUAACAUUAGCCCGCUAACAACUGUGGUAGAAAUGCUGUCAUGAACAAUGGGACGAAUUUACUAAAUGUCAAGGUGAAAGUUCCUCUGUAGCAGAAGAUGUUGGCAGUGGCCAGAUAGUCUGUGAAGAUUCCACCUGAGUCAUUACAGCAGAGGCGAUUAUGUUACUGUGAUUGUUUUGGUAAAAACAUCCUGGAUGGGCUCAAAGUGCCGGUGUCAAAGGUUACUGUUUGGGGUAAAACUAUAUCAGCAGCCUGAGGGCCAGAAAAGAG